Messenger RNA from Wallemia mellicola CBS 633.66, 2931 nucleotides. Its product is annotated as WD40 repeat-like protein. The record is from RefSeq and is a predicted model, not a curated record. NCBI's taxonomy places the organism in Eukaryota, Fungi, Basidiomycota, Wallemiomycetes, Wallemiales, Wallemiaceae. The coding region runs from base 1 to 2883 and encodes 960 amino acids. Gene Ontology annotation, molecular function: protein binding; nucleosome binding. The transcript has 7 exons. Gene Ontology annotation, biological process: regulation of DNA-templated transcription; DNA-templated transcription; chromatin remodeling. Gene Ontology annotation, cellular component: HIR complex; nucleus.
AUGAGAGUAAUUCGGCCAGGUUGGGCGGUACACGAGGUCGGUGAUCACGAUAGAAAGAAGCGUCAAGCGAUAUUCACGCUAGACGUGCAUCCAGACGGUAGUAGACUCGCAACUGGUGGUAUAGACGCAAUAAUUAGAGUAUGGACUACAGCACCUAUAAGAAAUGAAAAGCUAGAGUCUAAUGAGCGCGUUCCAAAGCAGCUAUCAACUUUAGAUCAACAUUCAGGGCCUGUACUUUCUGUGCGGUGGAGUAAUUCAGGCAGAUACCUAGCAUCUUCAUCUGAUGAUCGUGCCAUAAUUAUCUGGGCUAUCGACCCAAAUGGCGGUGGAAAAGUAUUCGGUAGCACCGAAGUUAAUAUCGAAGGCUGGAAAGCAGAGAGAGUUCUUAGUGGACAUGACAGUGAUGUGACUGAGAUAGCUUGGUCAAAAGAUGAUAGAUAUUUAGCAAGCGUAGCUAUGGACGGCUGCUUUAUGGUACACGAUACACAAACAUUCGAGCGAAUUAUAAAGAUUUCAGGUCACGACAGCUCUAUUAAAGGUCUUGGAUUCGAUCCAUCAGGACACUUCUUAGCAACAGCUUCUGACGAUAGAAGUUUGAAAAUAUGGAGAACUUCUGAUUGGGGUUUACAAGCAAGCAUUACUGACCCUUUUGAGGACUCUCCGAGAGCAUUUGUUAGGCGGUUAUCUUGGUCUCCAGAUGGUGCUAACGUUAUAUGCGCAAAUGCUAUUACCGACAGUGUCUUUGUUGCAGCUGUAGUAAAACGAAGCGACUGGUCAUCGCAAAUGAAACUAGUUGGUCAUGAAAAUAGCGUUUUAUGUACAGCAUUUAACCCACGAAUGUAUAAAGAUGGUGAGAAUGGAAUGUACAACAUCUGUGCAACAGGCUCAACAGAUUCUGUCAUAUCAAUAUGGAAAAUGAACACAUCAAAACCACUUAUUGUCAUCAAGGACAUAUUUGAGCGUCAAGUUUUGGACCUGAGUUGGUCUAGAGAUGGUAACACACUCUAUUCAUGUUCUGCUGAUGGUAGCAUUAUUGCGCUUUCAUUUUCGCAAGAGGAGCUUGGCCAGCCGGUAGCUGAUCAAGAAAUUAGCAAUAUCCUCAUUAAUUAUGAGAAGCCAGUUGCACCUGCCUUCCCUAUCAUGCCAAUACAACAGGUUCGCCCUACACUUCAAAAGGAGCCUUCGCAGCUGGAGAAACUAAUGGAAAAUAAGAGAGCUGCUCCAACUGCUAAUGAGCCAUCAAAAAAGAAGAGAAUUGCACCAACGCUCGUCGAGAAACUACCUGGUAUUCCUGAUACGCCAAGCAACCCAUUUAACCCACCUGUUCCAGGGCCAAGCACUUCUGCAUACCCACCACAACCAGUUUAUUACCCAAGUGCUAACAUACCUUCACAAACAUUCAAUCCACCACAGCUACCUUCAAAUAUGUUGAUGCCAAUGACACUUCCGCAUCCUCAAAAUCCAAAUGUCGUCGGAUAUUGGUUACCAUAUAUCAAAAAUCCAGACGAAGAAGAAGAAGGUGGUGAUGAUGAAGAUACACCUAUGGAAAUCGAGGAGAUGGAUCCAAGUCGUGUGAAGAUAUCAAAUAUACCUUCUGGAUUGUUAUACAAGAACGUCAAAGCUCGUACAUUAGGUCAUGGCGUAAAGAGAGAGGAAGUUGAGGUCAAAGAUAUAGGUGAAGUGAGACGUAUCACUAAGGAUGUAACUAUUGGUGUUCCAACUAUUAAGUCAGUCCUUUUCCAUCAGUUUAUGGGUGCGGCAACAGUUGGAAACAAAGAACUUGAUCGAGUUGAGGUCAGAAAUGCUAUUACUGAUGAUAAAAAUGACGUUGAAAUGAACAACGGAAGUGAAGAUAUUCCGAGGAAAUACCCUGAUUUACAUAACGAAAUACUUAUGCUUAGCAAACGCAGUGAUACUAAUGUCAGUAACCAUGGAAAAGUAAUAUGGGUUGAUUAUGCCUCAUCUAGAGUGGUGAAUGUCUCAGUUGGAGACAAUUUCGUUGGUGUUAGUCUUGAAGAUGGUACUUUGAGAAUAUACAGCUUUUCUGGAAGAAGAAUUUUUCCGGAUAUUACACUCGAUUCAACUUGUUCAUUCUUGGAGGCUGAAGCAACAAAGCUACUCGCUAUCACCUGCUCUGGAAGCGUUUACGUGUAUUGCACUAAAACGCGAAAGAUAUUGUUUGAGAAGACAUCACUCAAGCCACUCUUGAAUGCAUCAGAUAUUACUAUCAAUUCUGUGAGGCUCCGUUCAAAUGGCGUACCUGUUGUCAUUCUUUCCAAUGGAACUGCACACGCAUACGACUUUAAUCAAUUUAGGAGUUGGACUCUUAUCAGUAGUACAAGGUUUGUUAAGUCAGAUGCAUGGGAUAGAAGAGGGAGACAACGGCAAUCAUCAUCAUCGGCUGCCCAAAGUACACAAUCACAACAUCAUUAUCAACAACAACAAUCAAACCCAAUUUCUAGUAUUGAGAUUAAACUGAAUGAGUUGCUAGUUGACGAAAAAAUAAGUGAGCCAAUAAAUACAGAUAAGGACAGUAUGGAAGAGGAGGAAGCUGUAUACACUCUGAGCCACUUAGAAACUCGUUUACACGGCGCAAUACUUCUUGAUUCACCAACCGAAUUCAGGAACUCAAUGAUAGCAUAUGCGCGCAGAUUGGGAGACGAAGGUUUCAGAGGAAAAGCAGAAGAAUUCAUGAAGGAGUACAUGGGUCCAAUAUUCUACAAUCACAACCGAGGAGAAGAAUUCACACCGACGGUUCUCGGCUACAAGAAGAGGGAUCUCGUUAAGGAGUUCGCAAAUACACUAGCAAAGAGCAAACCGCUAGCAAAACUUGGCCAGGAGUAUUUAGAUUUAUUAAAGCAAAUUAAUUCAGAGAUUGUAUAAUUUAUUUAUUAUUCAAAAGUGUGGGGUUGAUAAAUCAUCACAAUUACG